Nannizzia gypsea CBS 118893 is the source of this 1200-nucleotide messenger RNA. Its product is annotated as proteasome subunit alpha type 6. The record is from RefSeq and is a predicted model, not a curated record. The transcript has 2 exons. Bases 1 to 1200 code for a protein of 399 amino acids. Lineage: Eukaryota; Fungi; Ascomycota; Eurotiomycetes; Onygenales; Arthrodermataceae.
AUGGGGUCUACUCUACUUUCCGCCUCCAAAAAGAUGGGAAAGAAAUCAAAAGCUUCCAAGCAUUCAUCUAAAAAAAGCAUCGACACUACCAAUGAGAAUGGCGAGGCUAACCAAGUCAAGUCAAAGAAGAGAAAGGCUGCGCUAGAUGCACCCGAGGACCAAAUGGAGAAGAAUGAACCAAAGGAAGCUCUGAUACCCGAAAAUGAGAAUAACAAAAAUCCAAAACCUAAGCUUCGGAAGUCUGUCACCUUUUCGGAGGAUACGAAGCAGGAGGAUGAAGCAGCUAUGGCUGAUUCUGAGCUUACCGUGGACCCUGAGGAUGAUCCUGACUCGCUUGCAAAUAGAAGAGCAGCUAAGAGGCGCAAAAGAGAGGAGCGCCGAAAGGAUCGUAAUACAGCUGUACAAGCGAAACCGGAGGAACCCAAAGUUUCUUCUGACCCAGUUUUGUCCUACCUUGAAACGUACUACAACUCCAGAAGUGAUUGGAAGUUCCAAAAGAAUCGAGACACAGCUAUAUUGAAGAAUUGCUUCUCUAUAGACCGUAUACCGCCCAGCUACGACUCUGCGCUGAGAGCUUACCUCUCUAGCUUGAAAGGGGAGGCAGCCAAAAAGCGCGUCGUCGAAACUGCCAAGGAAGCAAUAUCGAAUGAUGAUAAGAGCACAAGCGAUCCAACGACGGCGGACGUUGAGACUCAAAGAUCCAUAUACGAUGAUGCAGUCGAUGAAUUUAGGACUCGAUUGGAGCACCAAGAUAAGGGCCAAGUAGACGAUGUAGUACCAGCGGAACUUAGCUCGUCGUGGCAUAAAAGGCUAAGAACAAGGAGACGAGCUGAGUUGAUUCUCUAUCUCUUCUGUGACAGUCUUCCAAAGCCGCCUCCACCGAAGAAGGUUACGCGGAAAACCAGAACAGCUGUUGUUUCUGAUUCAAGCAGUAGCAGCGACAGCGACAGCACCAGUGAUAGCGGCAGUGAUAGUGAGAGUACCAGUGAUAGUGGAAGUGACAGUACUAGCGAUAGUGGGAGUGACAGCGAUAGCGAUAGUAGUGACUCUUCUGGCCCCCGUUCGGCUCAAAAGAGUACGGCAGUCAAGCGGAAAGACCAGAAGAGUGUGGGCAAAAACCCCGAGCCAGACUCGGAAGAGUCUGAAUCUAGUUCUGAGGUUUCUGAUAGCACAUCAUCAUCUGGGUCUGACUCCGAUUAA